GGCGGUGGUGGGGACUUUGAAGGUCGAGUCGAUAAAGCCCAGCUCUGUGCUUCCGCCCCUUCCCACACACUCGAGACCCCCACAGGUUCCUUCUUAGGGGUCCUUGCCCUGCUCCGCAGUCGCUCCUGGGGAUCCGGGCUCUGCGGUCCAGCGCGACCUGCCUGGGGCCACGUGUUCAAGCACGAAUCCCCUCCGUGGAGUCCACGCCCUUCAAAAGGUCCCUAGGGGUAAGGGGAUGAAGCCAGAAGCUUCAACGUGAGGUCAGGUCCAGCGGGUUAGGGCUACGAGGUCAGGGUCAAAGUCUCAGAACUGGACUCGGGAGCAUGACCAAUAAGCCCAAGAGAUUUGUGGAGGCCACGCCCAGACCAUGCCUGUCCCAGCCUUUCUCGAGCUCCGCCCGUUUCUCCAAGACCGGCCCCCUGCAGCCUGAAGCCCCACCCCCGGGACAUCCAGCUCCGCUCCUUCACUUCCCCAGUACGGCAGCCAAGCUCAAUUCCACGGUGGGAGAUUAACCUGGUGGAGACCUGGGAUUUCGCUCUGGGACCCCCGGUCACAACCCUCACCCCCGUGCCGCCUGUCUCUUUUCUUCCCCAGGCCCGCCCAGAGCUGAGCUCCGCCCUCCGGCUGCGGCCCAAAUCAGGGGUCGUGGACAAAGGAUGCGUGGGGCCUGCGGCGCUACGCCAGGACCCCGCGCCGAAUACUCUGAUUCUUCGGGCUCCCUCCAAGGGAGUCCCAAAGACCCCAAUGGCCAAUAGGAAAGUGGGUUCGGUCUGGGCAGCAGUCUGAUUGGCUCCAGCCUUCGGGAGCGGACCCAGGGGCAAGGGGAGGAGAGAGGGGCGGUCCUGGAUUUUGGGGUGGGAAUCGGAUUCCAGCUGUGGUUCUCUCCCGGCGCUCCCGCCCGCACUGCCACGGCGGACCGCCAAUGGACGCGCGGUUCGGGGCCGGCGGCGUCCGGCGAUUGGCUGCGGGGCUGUCUGGGGGCGGGGCCGAGGCUUGAAGUUGGAGUGAGGGAUCCAGCUGUGGUGUGCGCCGGGCUCCUCGCCGCCGCUUUCGCUCGCUCGCUCCGCGUCUCGGCCGGAGGAGGAGGCAGUGGCGCCGGCGACAGCUACGGCAGCGGCAGCCACCGCGGCGGCUGCGGCGGCGGCAUCUCCGCCUCCACUCCUGCCCGGGACUGCCCCCCACCGUCUCCCCGCCCCUCCCGGACCGUGAGCCCGCCGCGGGGCGGGGGAAGGAGCCGCCCCCACCCCCUCCAAGCCCACCCCUAAAGAGAUCCCUCCUCCCCUCCCCCGCCGCCUGGCGCGGAGCCGGGACGAUGCUGACCCCUUAGAUCCGGCUCCAGCUGCGCCGCGGGAAGAGGGGGCGCCCCUCCCCGGACCCCCGCCCUUCGCCGCUGCCCCCCUUUUCGCUCGCCCUCUCGGGGCCGCUUCGCCGAAGGUAGCGCCGAAUCCGGCAACCGGAGCCUGGGCGCGAAGCGAAGAAGCCGGAACAAAGUGAGGGGGAGCCGGCCGGCUGGCCCGGGGAGCCCCAGGGGCGCAGGGGAAGCGGGACUUGCGCCGGGCGGGGUUUCCCUGCGCCCCGGCGCCCCGCGGGCAGCAUGCCCCUGCGGGCAGGGGGAGCUGGACUGAACUGGCCCUCCCGGGGGCUCAGCUUGCGCCCUAGAGCCCCCCAGAUGUGCCCCUGCCGGGGCUCCCGGGUUGCGUGAGGACACCUCCUCGGAGGGGCGCCGCUUGCCCCUCUCCGGACCGCCCGGGGCCCCGGCUGGCCAGAGGAUGGACGAGGAGGAGGAUGGAGCGGGCGCAGAGGAGUCGGGACAGCCCCGGAGCUUCAUGCGGCUCAACGACCUGUCGGGGGCCGGGGGCCGGCCGGGGCCGGGGUCAGCAGAAAAGGACCCGGGCAGCGCGGACUCCGAGGCGGAGGGACUGCCGUACCCGGCGCUGGCCCCGGUGGUUUUCUUCUACUUGAGCCAGGACAGCCGCCCGCGGAGCUGGUGUCUCCGCACGGUCUGUAACCCCUGGUUUGAGCGUAUCAGCAUGUUGGUCAUCCUUCUCAACUGUGUGACCCUGGGCAUGUUCCGGCCGUGUGAGGACAUCGCCUGUGACUCCCAGCGCUGCCGGAUCCUGCAGGCCUUUGAUGACUUCAUCUUUGCCUUCUUCGCCGUGGAGAUGGUGGUGAAGAUGGUGGCCUUGGGCAUCUUUGGGAAAAAGUGUUACCUGGGAGACACUUGGAACCGGCUUGACUUUUUCAUCGUCAUUGCAGGGAUGUUGGAGUACUCGCUGGACCUGCAGAACGUCAGCUUCUCAGCUGUCAGGACAGUCCGUGUGCUGCGACCGCUCAGGGCCAUUAACCGGGUGCCCAGCAUGCGCAUCCUUGUCACGUUGUUGCUGGACACACUGCCCAUGCUGGGCAACGUCCUGCUGCUCUGCUUCUUCGUCUUCUUCAUCUUUGGCAUCGUCGGCGUCCAGCUGUGGGCAGGGCUGCUUCGGAAUCGAUGCUUCCUACCUGAGAAUUUCAGCCUCCCUCUAAGCGUGGACCUGGAGCGCUAUUACCAGACAGAGAAUGAGGAUGAGAGCCCCUUCAUCUGCUCCCAGCCACGCGAGAACGGCAUGCGGUCCUGCAGAAGCGUGCCCACGUUGCGUGGGGAGGGGGGCGGUGGCCCACCUUGUGGUCUGGACUAUGAGGCCUACAACAGCUCCAGCAAUACCACCUGUGUCAACUGGAACCAGUACUACACCAACUGCUCAGCGGGGGAGCACAACCCCUUCAAGGGCGCCAUCAACUUUGACAACAUUGGCUAUGCCUGGAUCGCCAUCUUCCAGGUCAUCACGCUGGAGGGCUGGGUCGACAUCAUGUACUUUGUGAUGGAUGCUCAUUCCUUCUACAAUUUCAUCUACUUCAUCCUCCUCAUCAUCGUGGGCUCCUUCUUCAUGAUCAACCUGUGCCUGGUGGUGAUUGCCACGCAGUUCUCAGAGACCAAGCAGCGGGAAAGCCAGCUGAUGCGGGAGCAGCGUGUGCGGUUCCUGUCCAAUGCCAGCACCCUGGCUAGCUUCUCUGAGCCCGGCAGCUGCUAUGAGGAGCUGCUCAAGUACCUGGUGUACAUCCUUCGUAAGGCAGCCCGCAGGCUGGCUCAGGUCUCUCGGGCAGCAGGUGUGCGAGCUGGGCUGCUCAGCAGCCCAGCACCCCUUGGGGGCCAGGAGACCCAGCCCAGCAGCAGCUGCUCUCGCUCUCACCGCCGCCUGUCCGUCCACCACCUGGUGCACCACCACCACCACCAUCACCACCACUACCACCUGGGCAAUGGAACGCUCAGGGUCCCCCGGGCCAGCCCAGAGAUCCAGGACAGGGAUGCCAAUGGGUCCCGCCGGCUCAUGCUGCCGCCACCCUCGACGCCUGCCCUCUCCGGGGGCCCCCCAGGUGGCGCAGAGUCUGUGCACAGCUUCUACCAUGCCGACUGCCACUUAGAGCCAGUCCGCUGCCAGGCACCCCCUCCCAGGUCCCCAUCUGAGGCAUCCGGCAGGACUGUGGGCAGCGGGAAGGUGUAUCCCACCGUGCACACCAGCCCUCCACCGGAGACGCUGAAAGAGAAGGCACUAGUAGAGGUGGCUGCCAGCUCUGGGCCCGCAACCCUCACCAGCCUCAACAUCCCACCCGGGCCCUACAGCUCCAUGCACAAGCUGCUGGAGACACAGAGUACAGGUGCCUGCCAAAGCUCUUGCAAAAUCUCCAGCCCUUGCUUGAAGGCAGACAGUGGAGCCUCUGGUCCAGACAGCUGCCCCUACUGUGCCCGGGCGGGGGCAGGGGAGGUAGAGCUCGCCGACCGUGAAAUGCCUGACUCAGACAGCGAGGCGGUUUAUGAGUUCACACAAGAUGCCCAGCACAGUGACCUCCGGGACCCCCACAGCCGGCGGCAACGGAGCCUGGGCCCAGAUGCAGAGCCCAGCUCUGUGCUGGCCUUCUGGAGGCUAAUCUGUGACACUUUCCGAAAGAUUGUGGACAGCAAGUACUUUGGCCGGGGAAUCAUGAUUGCCAUCCUGGUCAAUACACUCAGCAUGGGCAUCGAAUACCAUGAGCAGCCUGAGGAGCUUACCAACGCCCUAGAAAUCAGCAACAUCGUCUUCACCAGCCUCUUUGCCCUGGAGAUGCUGCUGAAGCUGCUCGUGUAUGGUCCCUUUGGCUACAUCAAGAAUCCCUACAACAUCUUUGAUGGUGUCAUUGUGGUCAUCAGCGUGUGGGAGAUCGUGGGCCAGCAGGGGGGCGGCCUGUCGGUGCUGCGGACCUUCCGCCUGAUGCGCGUGCUGAAGCUGGUGCGCUUCCUGCCGGCGCUGCAGCGGCAGCUGGUGGUGCUCAUGAAGACCAUGGACAACGUGGCCACCUUCUGCAUGCUGCUCAUGCUCUUCAUCUUCAUCUUCAGCAUCCUGGGCAUGCAUCUCUUCGGCUGCAAGUUUGCCUCCGAGCGGGAUGGGGACACCCUGCCAGACCGGAAGAAUUUUGACUCCUUGCUCUGGGCCAUCGUCACUGUCUUUCAGAUCCUCACCCAGGAGGACUGGAACAAAGUCCUGUACAAUGGUAUGGCCUCCACGUCAUCCUGGGCAGCCCUUUACUUCAUUGCCCUCAUGACCUUCGGCAACUACGUGCUCUUCAAUUUGCUGGUCGCUAUUCUGGUGGAGGGCUUCCAGGCGGAGGAAAUCAGCAAACGGGAAGAUGCGAGUGGACAGUUAAGCUGUAUUCAGCUGCCUGUCGACUCCCAGGGGGGAGAUGCCAACAAGUCCGAAUCAGAGCCCGAUUUCUUCUCACCCAGCCUGGAUGGUGAUGGGGACAGGAAGAAGUGCUUGGCCUUGGUGUCCCUGGGAGAGCAUCCGGAGCUGCGGAAGAGCCUGCUGCCGCCUCUCAUCAUCCACACAGCCGCCACACCCAUGUCGCUGCCCAAGAGCACCAGCACGGGCCUGGGCGAGGCGCUGGGCCCCGCGUCGCGCCGCACCAGCAGCAGCGGGUCGGCGGAGCCCGGGGCGGCCCACGAGAUGAAGUCACCGCCCAGUGCCCGCAGCUCCCCGCACAGCCCCUGGAGCGCUGCAAGCAGCUGGACCAGCAGGCGCUCCAGCCGGAACAGCCUCGGCCGUGCCCCCAGCCUGAAGCGGAGAAGCCCAAGUGGGGAGCGGCGGUCCCUGUUGUCGGGAGAAGGCCAGGAGAGCCAGGAUGAGGAGGAGAGCUCGGAAGAGGAGCGGGCCAGCCCCGCGGGAAGCGACCGUCGCCACAGGGAGUCCCUGGAGCGGGAGGCCAAGAGUUCCUUUGACCUGCCAGACACACUGCAGGUGCCAGGACUGCACCGCACUGCCAGUGGCCGAGGCUCUGCUUCUGAGCACCAGGACUGCAAUGGCAAGUCGGCUUCGGGGCGCCUGGCCCGGGCCCUGCGGCCCGACGACCCCCCACUGGAUGGGGAUGACGCGGAUGACGAGGGCAACCUGAGCAAAGGGGAACGGGUCCGCGCGUGGAUCCGAGCCCGACUCCCUGCUUGCUGCCUCGAGCGAGACUCCUGGUCAGCCUACAUCUUCCCUCCUCAGUCCAGGUUCCGCCUCCUGUGUCACCGGAUCAUCACCCACAAGAUGUUCGACCACGUGGUCCUCGUCAUCAUCUUCCUUAACUGCAUCACCAUCGCCAUGGAGCGCCCCAAAAUUGACCCCCACAGCGCUGAACGCAUCUUCCUGACCCUCUCCAAUUACAUCUUCACCGCAGUCUUUCUGGCUGAAAUGACAGUGAAGGUGGUGGCGCUGGGCUGGUGCUUCGGGGAGCAGGCGUACCUGCGCAGCAGCUGGAACGUGCUGGACGGGCUGUUGGUGCUCAUCUCCGUCAUCGACAUUCUGGUGUCCAUGGUCUCUGACAGCGGCACCAAGAUCCUGGGCAUGCUGAGGGUGCUGCGGCUGCUGCGGACCCUGCGCCCGCUCAGGGUGAUCAGCCGGGCGCAGGGGCUGAAGCUGGUGGUGGAGACGCUGAUGUCCUCACUGAAACCCAUCGGCAACAUUGUAGUCAUCUGCUGUGCCUUCUUCAUCAUUUUCGGCAUCUUGGGGGUGCAGCUCUUCAAAGGGAAGUUUUUCGUGUGCCAGGGCGAGGAUACCAGGAACAUCACCAAUAAAUCGGACUGUGCCGAGGCCAGUUACCGGUGGGUCCGGCACAAGUACAACUUUGACAACCUUGGCCAGGCCCUGAUGUCCCUGUUCGUUUUGGCCUCCAAGGACGGUUGGGUGGACAUCAUGUAUGAUGGGCUGGAUGCUGUGGGCGUGGACCAGCAGCCCAUCAUGAACCACAACCCCUGGAUGCUGCUGUACUUCAUCUCGUUCCUGCUCAUUGUGGCCUUCUUUGUCCUGAACAUGUUUGUGGGUGUGGUGGUGGAGAACUUCCACAAGUGUCGGCAGCACCAGGAGGAAGAGGAGGCCCGGCGGCGGGAGGAGAAGCGUCUACGAAGACUGGAGAAAAAGAGAAGGAAUCUAAUGCUGGACGAUGUAAUUGCUUCCGGCAGCUCAGCCAGCGCUGCGUCAGAAGCCCAGUGCAAACCUUACUACUCCGACUACUCCCGCUUCCGGCUCCUCGUCCACCACUUGUGCACCAGCCACUACCUGGAUCUCUUCAUCACAGGUGUCAUCGGGUUGAACGUGGUCACCAUGGCCAUGGAGCACUACCAGCAGCCCCAGAUUCUGGAUGAAGCUCUGAAGAUCUGCAACUACAUCUUCACUGUCAUCUUUGUUUUGGAGUCAGUUUUCAAACUUGUGGCCUUUGGUUUCCGUCGGUUCUUCCAGGACAGGUGGAACCAGCUGGACCUGGCCAUUGUGCUGCUGUCCAUCAUGGGCAUCACACUGGAGGAAAUCGAGGUCAACGCCUCACUGCCCAUCAACCCCACCAUCAUCCGCAUCAUGAGGGUACUGCGCAUUGCCCGAGUGCUGAAGCUGCUGAAGAUGGCUGUGGGCAUGCGGGCGCUGCUGGACACGGUGAUGCAGGCCCUGCCCCAGGUGGGGAACCUGGGACUUCUCUUCAUGUUGUUGUUUUUCAUCUUUGCAGCUCUGGGCGUGGAGCUCUUUGGAGACCUGGAGUGUGACGAGACACACCCCUGUGAGGGCCUGGGCCGGCAUGCCACCUUUCGAAACUUUGGCAUGGCCUUCCUAACCCUCUUCCGAGUCUCCACAGGUGACAACUGGAAUGGCAUUAUGAAGGACACCCUCCGGGACUGUGACCAGGAGUCCACCUGCUACAACACGGUCAUCUCGCCCAUCUACUUUGUGUCCUUCGUGCUGACGGCCCAGUUCGUGCUGGUCAACGUGGUGAUCGCUGUGCUGAUGAAGCACCUGGAGGAGAGCAACAAGGAGGCCAAGGAGGAGGCUGAGCUGGAGGCUGAGCUGGAGCUGGAGAUGAAGACCCUCAGCCCCCAGCCCCACUCGCCGCUGGGCAGCCCCUUCCUCUGGCCUGGGGUCGAGGGCCCCGACAGCCCCGACAGCCCCAAGCCUGGGGCCCUGCACCCAGCGGCCCAUGCGAGAUCAGCCUCCCACUUUUCCCUGGAGCACCCCACGGACAGGCAGCUGUUUGACACCAUAUCCCUGCUGAUCCAGGGCUCCCUGGAGUGGGAGCUGAAGCUGAUGGACGAGCUGGCAGGCCCAGGUGGCCAGCCCUCUGCCUUCCCUUCUGCCCCCAGCCUGGGCGGCUCCGACCCACAGAUCCCUCUAGCUGAGAUGGAGGCUCUGUCUCUGACGUCAGAGAUUGUGUCUGAACCGUCCUGCUCUCUAGCUCUGACGGAUGACUCUUUGCCUGAUGACAUGCACACACUCUUACUUAAUGCCCCGGAGAGCAAUGUACAGCCCCACCCCACGGAGCUGCCAGGACCAGACUUACUGACCGUGCGGAAGUCUGGGGUCAGCCGAACGCACUCUCUGCCCAAUGACAGCUACAUGUGUCGGCACGGGAGCAUUGCCGAGGGGCCCCUGGGACACAGGGGCUGGGGGCUCCCCAAAGCUCAGUCAGGCUCCGUCUUGUCCGUUCACUCCCAGCCAGCAGACACCAGCUACAUCCUGCAGCUUCCCAAAGAUGCACCUCAUCUGCUUCAGCCCUACAGCACCCCAACCUGGGGCACCAUCCCCAAACUGCCCCCACCAGGACGCUCUCCUUUGGCUCAAAGGCCACUCAGGCGCCAGGCAGCAAUAAGGACUGACUCCUUGGACGUUCAGGGCCUGGGCAGCCGGGAAGACCUGCUGGCAGAGGUGAGUGGGCCCUCCCUGCCCCUGGCCCGGGCCUACUCUUUCUGGGGCCAGUCGAGCACCCAGGCGCAGCAGCACUCCCGCAGCCACAGCAACAUCUCCAAGCACAUGCCCCCGCGAGCCCCUUGCCCAGGCCCACAACCCAACUGGGACAAGGGCCCUCCAGAGACCAGAAGCAGCUUAGAGUUGGACACGGAGCUGAGCUGGAUUUCAGGAGACCUCCUGCCCCCUGGCGGCCAGGAGGAGCCCCCAUCCCCACGGGACCUGAAGAAGUGCUACAGCGUGGAGGCCCAGAGCUGCCAGCGCCGGCCCACGUCCUGGCUGGAUGAGCAGAGGAGACACUCUAUCGCCGUCAGCUGCCUGGACAGUGGCUCCCAACCCCACCUGGGCACAGACCCCUCUAACCUUGGGGGCCAGCCUCUUGGGGGGCCUGGGAGCCGACCCAAGAAAAAACUCAGCCCGCCCAGUAUCUCCAUAGACCCCCCCGAGAGCCAAGGCCCUCGGCCCCCGCCCAGCCCUGGCGUCUGCCUCCGGAGGAGGGCUCCGUCCAGCGACUCCAAGGAUCCCUUGACCUCCGGCCCCCCUGACAGCAUGGCUGCCUCGCCCUCCCCAAAGAAAGAUGUGCUGAGUCUCUCCGGUUUAUCCUCUGACCCAGCAGACCUGGACCCCUGAGUCCUGCCCCACUUUCCCACUCACCUUUCUCCACUGGGUGCCAAGUCCUAGCUCCUCCUCCUGGGCUAUAUUCCUGACAAAAGUUCCAUAUAGACACCAAGGAGGCGGAGGCGCUCCUCCCUGCCUCAGUGGCUCUGGGUACCUGCAAGCAGAACUUCCAAAGAGAGUUAAAAGCAGCAGCCCUGGCAACUCUGGCUCCAGGCAGAAGGAGAGGCCCGGUGCAGCUGAGGUUCCCAACACCAGGAGCUGUUGGGAGAAAGCAAUACGUCUGUGCAGAAUCUCUAUGUAUAUUCUAUUUUAUUAAAUUAAUUGAAUCUAGUAUAUGCGGGAUGUACGACAUUUUGUGACUGAAGAGACUUGUUUCCUUCUACUUUUAUGUGUCUCAGAAUAUUUUUGAGGCGAAGGCGUCUGUCUCUUGGCUAUUUUAACCUAAAAUAACAGUCUAGUUAUAAUCCCUCUUCUUGCAAAGCACAAGCUGGGACCGCGAGCGCAUUGCAGCCCCAACGGUGGCCCAUCUUCAGCGGAGAGCGAGAACCAUUUUGGAAACUGUAAUGUAACUUAUUUUCUCCUUUAACCUCGUCAUCAUUUUCUGUAGGGAAAAAAAAAGAAAAAGAAAAAAUGAGAUUUUACAAAUGAAAUGGAAUCUUUUUAUAUAUACAUUACAUACAUAUCUAUAUAUAUAUAUAUAAAAUAAAGUAAUUUUCCUAAAUAAAAAGCUAAUCACGGUCCAGAGUAAAAGCAAAAGGGAUGGAGAGUUAGGCACGUCCAGAUGGCACUGAUGAGAGAGAGAUCCUGGAGAUGGGGAGUGGGCGGUGGGGAGGGAAGCUUCAGGGCUGCCUCUUUGUGUAUGAGUGUGUAUGUGUUUGUGUAUAUGAGUGUGUGUGUAUAUGAGUGUGAGUGUGUGUGUGUCUGAGAGUGAGAGAACCUGAACCCUUUGCUCUGGAAGGCUGCACCUCUAGCCUGCCCUCCCCAGCUGUGAAGGAGAGGAGAAGCCCCUCCGCCUGGUGCAGGCUGGGGAGGCAGGGUCUCCUCUGCUGCUAUCAAAGCUUUACUGCUUCCUCUAGCUAGGCAGCUCAGUGAAUGGGAGUAAUUCCAGAUUAACUCUUAUUUCUGCUGACAGCUAUCAGCCGCACAUUGAAAGCUGGAAAUUGGCAUAAUGAAGCUGUUUUGGUUUAAUGGGGCCGACUGAGGCUGGGGGAGGUUGCCUCAGAGGCUGCAGAUCUGGAUCUGUGGGUUGGUGGGGGAGGGGGGAAGUGUUUCUGGGUUUUCCUUCCUGAAGCUUCAGCACAGAUUUGCCACACUUCUGGCUGGAUGCGUGACCUGAGCUUUCUGGACUUCAGCCUCCUGCCCUUGGGGGUGGGCUUAGCUGACUGGCAUUACAGGCACUGCCCGAUGGGGACCUCGUCCACCUGCCCGCGAUGGAAUUAAGCUAUAUAAACGGACUGGGCUGCCCUUCCUGAGGAUGAGGGUCCAGGGCUGGGCGUCCAGAGGCAACCUCCUGGUGGAGGUGGUAGGGUCGGAGGCCAGGCUGCAGGCUGCUGAGUGGGGAGCUGGCCCCCUGGGCGGUGAUGAGGGAGUGCUCAAGAUGUUUACAUGUGCUGCUGCUGCUGCCUGCCCAGGGGGAGCCAGUGGAGAAGGGAGGUUUGAAGGUGGUCAGGGACAGACAGGCAGGAAGAGGGGGAGUGGCGUGGCCCAGGCCACCUGUCUGGUGCUACUGCAGACAAUAUUCUCUUGUCUGAAAUCUUGGUGCCAAGAGGUGGCGACCAUGGGUCCAGGCAGCCUGUCACCUAGCCACUCCCAAACAUCUGUCCCAACCCCACUCCCUUGAACAGCCCUAUCCCCUUGCCCCCAAGGCCUUCAAACCCCAGGAGUGGACUGGGUUCUUGAAACCUCACUGGCAAUGCUCGUUCACGCACUGUCUGACCUGGUCAGCUGGGAACUGGGAGCACCAGGCUGCCGGGCGAGCGGACCUGGAGGCGUUGUCCAGCCUUGUGUUUUCUAAGCUGGGUGAGAGCUUUCCUCAUUGCUCUUUUGGACAGAACUGAUACCAGUCCUUGAAGCCAAUGCCUGGUUUUAUCCUUUUAGGGUGUGCAAUAAUGUCAGACUUUUUCCUCUGGCCUCUUUGGGUGGGGAGAGGGAGCGCUUGUAGGAGCUGCCAUUUAAGAUUUAAAAAAAAAAAGCAAAGCUAUACAAAAUUCCUAGAGUUCUGUCACCUGGAUCUGCAGACUAAGCUUUUAUAUUUUUGUAGAAUUCUGUAGCUGUCUAUUCCCUAAUGAGGUUGGAGGAUAUGGGCAGGGGGUUCUGGGAUCUUUUAUUCUUCUAGUGGUUAGAGGAUUCUGGGUCAAGGUGAAGCCAGAGAGCUGGACUCCUACCCCCCCCCCCCCUUCCAGCACCCCCCACCCACCACCACCACCACUUGCACACCCCAGCAGCACUGGAGUACUGGAGAGUUGCUUAGGUUGAGUCUUAGCAUGCCUGUUUCUUUCUGGGUUCCCCCUUCCCUGGCUUCCUCUUCCCAGCAGGGACCGAGGAAUUUGGGGUGAACUUACUAUGCUUUUGGGUUGCUUUGUAGAGAUCUGCAGGGACCAGCCUGGUGAAAACAAAAAGACUCACCUACUCCCUCGCCAGCAGCCCUCUCUGUGGCCUGGAGGGUUUCUCUGGAAGAGGGCAGUGCCUGGAGGGGGGCCUCUGGAUAGCGAUGUGGAAAUAUUAAUAGCAGAGUCAAAUUGGGUAUUUUGGGGGAGUCGGGGAGAGAACUGUGACCUCUCCCCCCAACGAUGUAAAAUCUUUAUCAAUGAUGGAAACUGUUGUGUCUCAUUAAAAGGGUUUUGAGGUGGAAAAGCAGCUGCCGCUGGAUCUUAAUAAUAAUAUCAAGACUGCUAACCUCA
Molecule: messenger RNA, 11791 nt
Organism: Chlorocebus sabaeus (green monkey)
Lineage: Eukaryota; Metazoa; Chordata; Mammalia; Primates; Cercopithecidae
Gene: CACNA1G
Product: calcium voltage-gated channel subunit alpha1 G
Biological process (GO): calcium ion import across plasma membrane
Cellular component (GO): membrane; voltage-gated calcium channel complex
Molecular function (GO): high voltage-gated calcium channel activity
Source: RefSeq, a predicted model, not a curated record